This is a messenger RNA of Aspergillus ochraceoroseus IBT 24754, 288 nucleotides long. RefSeq lists its product as uncharacterized. The transcript is spliced from 2 exons. The record is from RefSeq and is a predicted model, not a curated record. Bases 1 to 288 code for a protein of 95 amino acids. Lineage: Eukaryota; Fungi; Ascomycota; Eurotiomycetes; Eurotiales; Aspergillaceae.
AUGCGGUUCCUGGAAGAGGGUCCCGACCCCGAAGAAUAUUCUUCGCGCGUCGAUUUUGAUGAUAUCGAUUCCCAGGUGUCAGGGAUCGGCUCGCAGACACGUUCUGGGUACAUAUCGCCGGGCCGCAUCCUCACAGGCAGCAACUCGAAAAUCCAAGGCUAUGUACAGGAAGAGAAACGGUUAGCAGAGGAUAGGAUGCGCGAAGAGAAACGAAAAGCAGAACAGAGGCUGCGGGAAGAUAAGCUAGUUAGCACAUUCUCCUGCGGCCCUUUAGGAAGCUCGCGUUAA